This is a messenger RNA of Larimichthys crocea (large yellow croaker), 2285 nucleotides long. It is a transcript of the gene pnpla4, whose product is annotated as patatin-like phospholipase domain containing 4. The record is from RefSeq and is a predicted model, not a curated record. Gene Ontology annotation, cellular component: lipid droplet; cytoplasm; membrane. Gene Ontology annotation, molecular function: triacylglycerol lipase activity; retinyl-palmitate esterase activity. Gene Ontology annotation, biological process: triglyceride catabolic process; lipid homeostasis. NCBI's taxonomy places the organism in Eukaryota, Metazoa, Chordata, Actinopteri, Sciaenidae. The transcript is spliced from 6 exons. The coding region runs from base 240 to 1034 and encodes 264 amino acids.
AUGUCAUAUUUCAAUAUCCUGUCAUUACUAUCAUGUUAUUAUCAAUAUUACCACUACUGUUCCUCUCAUCAGUUAGUGUGUGUGUUACCUGUCGUACCCGUAAGUCAAAGUUGUUGAAUGUUUUAUAAACGUUUCUGGUGAACGUGUUUUUCAACCUGUUCAAAUAUUAAAUUAUUGUUCACAGUACGUACAAAUGCAGACUUUGUUGGAUGUAAAAUAGAAGUCCUGAUCUCUGCCUGAUGGUCUGUGUCGUGUCCGUGCAGGUGUUGACGAUGACCGUUCUGAACCUGUCCUUCGCUGCGUCCGGUUUCUUGGGGAUCUACCACCUGGGCGCCAUGGAGGCCUUUCUCCGUCACGGAGGCAGGCUGCUGGGCUCCCUCGGGGCCUGUGCGGGGGCCUCGUCCGGAGCACUGGUGGCCGCUCUGAUGAUAACAGCUCCUGACAAGUUAGAGCGCUGUAAAGAGUUCACGUACGGGUUUGCGGAUGGUGUGAGACGACAGCAGCUUGGAGCCAUCACGCCGGGAUACAACUUCAUGCUCACACUACGGGAGGGCAUAGAAGAGAUUCUGCCCAGCGAGGCUCACACUCUGGCCACUGACCGCCUCCACGUCUCAAUAACACACUCCAGGAGCGGCAAGAACCACAUUGUAUCCAGGUUUACCUCCAGGGAGGAGCUCAUAAAGGCUCUACUGGCCAGCAGCUAUGUGCCCGUCUAUGCUGGACUGAAAGCAGUGGAGUUCAGAGGACAGAAAUGGAUCGAUGGAGGGUUCACUGACAGCCUGCCCAUUCCACCAGUGGGACGAACCAUCACCGUGUCUCCCUUUGCUGGAACGCAGGACGUGUGUCCUGUCCACAGGGGGCGCUUCAACACUCAACUCAGACUGCCCAACAUGAGUGUAAUGCUGUCCAUGGAGAACAUGAAACGUCUGAACCAGGCUCUGUUCCCUCCGUCCUCCAGCAGCAUGCAGUCUCUGUGUGAAGAAGGUUUCAGCGAUGCUGUGAGGUUCCUGAGGAGAGAGGCCUGGAUGAGCUGACAAGUCAGAGAACAAGGGUGAAGAAGCAUUGACAGAAGAGUGAGAGUUUCACGCCACUUUGAUGGAUUUGAGUUUACUUCAGGUGUGAUUUUAGUUUUUCUUCACAAAAUUAAAAAAAAAAAAGAUGAAGACGAGUCUUUCCAUGCGGUGAUGCAGAGAAACUUCAAACACACGGACGGACUGAUCUGUGGACAUCGCCUGUGUUGGUUUGUUGGGCAAAAUCCUUGAGAUGCUUUUUUUUUUUUUUCCAGGAUCAAGGCCUCGGUGUAUUUUUAUAAAGCAUUGGAUGAAAGAGUGUGUAUCAUUGUGAGCUUCAAUCAGAUCACACACACACACAUUCUGGACCUUUUCCACUGCUCCACGUGACAGCAGCUGAACAUGAUGAAAAGCCCUCAUGUGAACAUGGACUCUUCAUCAAUUUUCCAAGGAGGCAUUUAAUUUCCCCCAGCUUGAAGCGGUGAGAGAAAAAAUAUUGGAUAUCGCAGCACUUCAGAGGAGGUCCAUGCUGCCGUCAUGGACGUUGGGAGCUCCCUCAGGACACGAGGAUCGAGCGCCGUCUUUGAAGUGCCGGACGUUUCCGCUGGGUUUUCUCUGUUGCCUGGGUUACUGUUUGAUUUCGUCCAGCGUCAGGAGAUGUGAGCAGGUUCUCCAUCAGCUGAAACUGUGUGAGAGCUGCUCCUCCUUCAGGACAGAGCAACAGCCUGCUGCUUCACCGAAGAACGAGACAAAUUGAUUAUGUCGUACUAUCUACACACAUUCAGGCUGGUAACACUCAGAAGGCGCCGAUUGUAACAUUAAAUAAGACCUUUGUUUAGUUUACUACAACACAUCAGUACAGCAGGAUGAAUUUAGGACUGCGUGUUGGACAUCAGUCUUUUUCUGCAGUUUGUGAAAUGACAGUGUCUAAAACACACUAGAGCCUUGUUUCCUAAAGGCAUCUUACAGCUGGGAUGAUUCUAACUUUGUUCAAGCAAACAUUCUUAAGCUUACAAAGUGUCCCACAUGAAGACAGCUGAAAUGAACAAGUGACUCAUGCUUACUGUAAGAGGCUCCGAGCAUCUUAAGGUCUGUGUAAAGUUACAAUAAAGAAGUGUUCUGAGUUCAUCAGACCAAGAACCGCAGAAGGCUUUUAUACCAUUACAAUGCUAGGGGUGCAGGGGUAUGCUCAGGGUGGCCUCAGCGUGUCAUCGAGCCACCCUUUAAGGACCGCCCCCAAAAUCCUGGACUGAAAACUGGUGAAAAACUGUUUGA